UUGACAGUGACAGAGUGACACAAUAUUGUUUUGACAAUAUCAGAUGAUUUGCAGUUAUUCUAAUAUAUUUUCGAUUGUUUAAACAAAAUAUAUCAAAAUGUUUCAGUUCGGGUUCAACAUGUUUCAUGAGAUUACGCGACCCUUUAGCAUGACUUAUCGUUGCUACUCCGUCUCAAUGUUACCUGGCAACGAGCGACAAGAUGUUGAAAGAGGAGGGAAAAUAAUUAUGCCACCGUCGGCAUUAGAACAACUAACAAGAUUAAACAUUGAAUAUCCAAUGAUAUUCAAGUUGACAAAUAAGAAAACAAAGAGAAUAACACAUUGUGGAGUACUUGAGUUUGUUGCCGACGAAGGAAAAGUAUAUUUACCACACUGGAUGAUGGCAAAUCUUGUAUUAGAAGAGGGAACUUUACUUCAGAUUGAGAGUGUAUCAUUACCUGUUGCAACAUUCUCAAAAUUUCAACCUCUGUCAGAAGAUUUUCUUGAUAUCUCUAAUCCAAAAGCAGUGUUAGAAAAUUGCUUAAGAAACUUUUCAUGUCUUACAACUGGAGAUGUCAUAGCAAUCAAAUACAAUUCUAAAGUGUAUGAGUUGUGUGUGCUUGAGACUAAACCAGGGAAUGCAGUUAUUAUUAUAGAAUGUGAUAUGAAUGUUGAAUUUGCACCACCUGUGGGUUAUAAAGAAGAAGACCAUAUACCAAGGAGGGGUUCUAACUCAGACAUUGCAGGGAUGGAGGAAGAUCCCGCUACUAUGAUGCCAGAGCCAAGUGGUUUUAUAGCAUUUAGGGGUGAAGGUAACAGAUUAGAUGGAAAAAAGAAGAAACUUAUAAGCGAAAGUGAUUCAGAGCCUCAGGCAUCAAAUUCAAGACAGCCAUAUGUUCGCGGCAUACCAGAUUACGAUUAUAAAAUCGGCACAAUAAGAUUUAUAAGGAAUUCAAGGCCAGCCAGUGCCAAAGAAGAAAUUCAGUCGGAACCAUUUGCAGCCUUUAAGGGAGAGGGAUUCACUCUUCGUACAGCCAAGUCUAAGAAUUGAUUGAUUGCAACUGUAACUAAUUUAAAUUUACUAAUACAUGUAAAUUAAUAAUAUGUUUCUGAAAUAUUCGACAAAGUUAGAUUAUAAUCAGUCAACUAUUUUGACUUUAACCGUAAUUGUUUUGGUCGAUAGCAAAUGGUGACUUUCAGAAACUACCUUUGUCUAUCAGUUCAGAAACUAUUUUCUAAAAUUGACCUGAUCAUCAUCAUCAAGAUAUUUUUAGUUAAAAUUUUUUUCAAAUGUAACUGUCACAGUUGCGAUUUAAAAUUUUAAAGUAAGAUAUUGUUUUGUAAGGUUAUUAUAUAAAAUAAAAUUUAAAUUAAGAAUUAGUUUGGUUUACUGAAUUCAUUAACAUAAUUGUUUAUGCAUCUAAAUAAAUAAAGCAAUUCAGUUCAG
Messenger RNA from Nymphalis io (European peacock), 1426 nucleotides. It is a transcript of the gene Ufd1-like, whose product is annotated as ubiquitin fusion degradation protein 1 homolog. Gene Ontology annotation, cellular component: VCP-NPL4-UFD1 AAA ATPase complex. Bases 98 to 1030 code for a protein of 310 amino acids. The record is from RefSeq and is a predicted model, not a curated record. Gene Ontology annotation, molecular function: polyubiquitin modification-dependent protein binding. The transcript is spliced from 7 exons. NCBI's taxonomy places the organism in Eukaryota, Metazoa, Arthropoda, Insecta, Lepidoptera, Nymphalidae.